This is a messenger RNA of Drosophila ficusphila, 1240 nucleotides long. Its product is annotated as dehydrogenase/reductase SDR family member 7. Bases 163 to 1128 code for a protein of 321 amino acids. Lineage: Eukaryota; Metazoa; Arthropoda; Insecta; Diptera; Drosophilidae. The transcript has a single exon. The record is from RefSeq and is a predicted model, not a curated record.
UUAUCAGAUUCACUGCGCCAACUCUGAUGCCCGCGAGCAGCUGAUCGUUUGGACCCACUUAGUACCGAUUUCUUUGUGGGUGAAAAUCAGCUUUCAGUGUUCUCCGUUGCGGCAGAGGACAAAGGUUUCUCCGACCCACCAGCGCCACGAAAGUCCGUCGAAAUGACCUUUCUGGAAUUUCUGCUGCUCCUGCUGGUGCUCUACUAUGUGGGCUAUGUGCUCCUCUGGAUCCUGCUUGACUGCAAUGUGGCCCUGUGGUACAAAUCUCGCUUUGGAGUCUCCCUGUCGUCGAUGCGUGGACAGGUGGUUUGGAUAACAGGUGCCUCGAGCGGAAUUGGCCGAACAUUAGCCCUCAGCUUGGCCAAACAUGGAGUUAAGUUGGUGCUCAGUGCCCGCAGAGUGGAGAAAUUAGAGGAGGUGCAGGAGGAAUGUCUAGCUGCAGCUAGGGGCCUCCUGGCCACCAAAGAUGUGCUUAUUAUUCCCAUGGACAUGCUGGAUCUGGAUCAGCACAAAACACACCUUAACACGGUGCUCAACCACUUUCAUCGACUGGAUGUUUUGGUGAAUAAUGCCGGAAGAUCCCAACGAGCCAGUUGGACCGAAAUCGAGAUCGAGGUGGAUCGGGAACUGUUCGAACUGGAUGUUUUCUCCGUGGUGCAUCUUAGCCGGCUUGUGGUGCGGUACUUCGUGGAACAAAAUGGCGGAAGAGGGCAUUUGGCUGCCACAUCCAGCAUCGCCGGCUUUAGUCCAGUUCCAUUUUCACCGACUUAUUGUGCGGCCAAACACGCACUGAAUGCCUACCUGCUUUCGCUGAAGGUGGAGAUGCGUAAGCUGGAUGUAACCCUCUUUGCACCGGGGCCCAUUGCCACAGAUUUCCUGCAGGAGGCCUUCACGGGUUCUCAGGGCGGAAAAGUGGGCCAGAGUACCGCUAAUCAGAAGCGCAUGACUGCUCAGAGAUGUGGCGAACUUUUCGCUGUGGCCUUGGCCAAUAAGAUGGAUCUCACCUGGUGUGGAUUGUUCCCGGUGAACCUAUUGGCCUACUGCGCCAGAAAUCCAACGCUGACCAAGAUCCUGGCUCAGUUUAUGACAGAGAAGACGCUGAACAAGAUUCGCGAGGGUAAACUGUAAGUGGAUCCGUCGGACGCCUCGCCCUCUCCCUCCUCCAAAUGGUUCUCAGUCACCUUUUAUACUACUGUACAAUGUUUAACUACAUAAAGAAUAUAUUAACAUGAGAUUAAGA